GUCGGUGGGUUUGUCUGCCCACGUGGUGUGUGACGUCGCAGUGUGAGCAUGGCGGAGCGGGAGAGUAACGGGAUGCCCCGGGCCAGCUCUGUGACCUCCCUGUCCCAGGCUCUCUCCCACACCCGGCUGGACCUGCUGGACCAGGACAACAUGGCGGCCACCCCCCGGCCCAGCGCCCCCCCGGCCAUCCGCAAGCGGAGACUGUCCAAGAGCCAGAGCCUGGCCGGGUCCCUGGAGAGUCUGAACGGCAUGGCCAGCGAGGCCAGGGUCCUGGUCAUCAACACCGGGGGCACCAUCGGCAUGAUGGUCCAGAACGAGGUGCUGGCUCCUCAGGCUAAUGCUUUUGCAAAGGCCUUGAAGAAACUUCCCAUCCUUCACGACGAGGUUUACGCCCAACAAACCAAACUCUAUGAAUUCCUUGACUUCCCGGAAAAUACCUUGGUGCUCCCGGUUUCUAAACAGAACAAAAGAAUUGUGUACACCAUUCUAGAGUAUGCCCCGCUUCUGGACUCCUGUAACAUGACUACAGACGAUUGGGCCAAAAUUGCUAAGGAUAUCCAGAAACAUUACGAGCAUUUUGAUGGCUUUGUUAUCCUACACGGAACAGACACCAUGGCUUACACUGCAUCCGCGUUGUCAUUUAUGUGUGAACAUUUGGGGAAACCUAUAGUCCUGACCGGGUCCCAGGUUCCCAUUUACGAGAUGAGGAAUGAUGGCCGGGACAACUUGCUGGGAGCUCUGCUAAUUGCAGGACAGUUUGUGAUCCCAGAGGUGUGCCUCUACUUUCAUCAUAAAUUGUACAGGGGAAACCGGGUGACGAAGGUGGAUGCUGGGAGUUUCAAUGCGUUCACAUCUCCCAACUUGCCUCCACUUGCAAAUGCUGAAGUCGAUAUAACAAUUAAUUGGGAUACUGUUUGGAGAGCAAACACUACCAAGAAGUUCCUCGUCCAUACAGACAUGAACCGGAACGUGGGAUUGCUGCGGAUAUUUCCUGGGAUCACCGCUGCAACAGUCAAGGCAUUCCUGCAGCCCCCCAUGGAAGGCAUUGUACUUGAAACAUAUGGGUCUGGCAACGCUCCUGAUUGCCGGCUGGAUUUACUCGGUGAACUUAGGGCAGCCACAGACCGCGGGGUGGCAAUUAUGAACUGCACGCAGUGCUUGCGAGGCUCGGUCACAAUGUCUUAUGCAACAGGAAAGGCUCUUAGUGAGUGUGGGGUCAUCCCAGGUUGUGACUUAACUCCAGAAGCAGCUUUGGCAAAAUUGUCCUACGUUCUGGGCAAAACUCACCUCAGCCAGCAGGAGAAACGAAAGAUGCUGUUUGAAAAUCUCAGAGGGGAAAUGACAGUAAGUGCCACUGGAGCCAAAAUCUCUCUCCGGGACAGCAGAUUCAUUCAACUCGUUGCCAAAUCUGUUGGCGUGAGCUGCAAAGAGGAACUGGAAGCUGUCAGAGAUGCGUUAACUCCAGCUUUAGCUUGUGCCGCUGCUAGGACUGGGGACAUAAACGCUUUGGAGGCAAUUCGUGACAUGGGAGGAAACUUGAGCAGCGAAGACUAUGAUGGACGAACACCUUUACAUGUCGCGUCCUGCGAGGGGCAUUACACAGCGGUUCAAUAUCUUUUAAAUCACGGGGCCACGGUGUACGCCAAAGAUCGUAAUGGAGAUACGCCACUGAUGAAUGCUGUGAAAUUCAGACACGUGGAGAUUAUCCAGCUGUUGCGUCAGACCGGAGCGCAUCUGUCGUGGGAAGAACUGGAGCACAGUGGGACUGAACUCUGCAGUUUGGCUUCCAUUGGUGACGUUGAUGGACUGACCGCUUGGGAAUUUGCAGGAGCGGACAUGAAUCAAACAGGAUAUGAUGGACAAACUCCAUACCAAGUAGCAGAAGCUGUUGGCAAUGAGGAAGUUUUGGAGUUUUUUAAUGCUAAAAAAUCUCAGAUCUUUCUCAAUGGAAGCACAAGUGAUAAAGAUAGCUAUUUAAGCAGCUAAGUGGUAAUAAAUAUUACAGGGAGCACAUCAAGAAAUGUCACAAUGCUGACUUCUAAAAGGACCUAAAUUCCUGCCUUCCUUAGUCUUUUGGUUCUGCGAUAUAUCGGUGUUGUAAAAGUAUUGACCUAAAUAAGUGACACCGUAUU
Messenger RNA from Pelobates fuscus (common spadefoot toad), 2132 nucleotides. It is a transcript of the gene ASPG, whose product is annotated as asparaginase. NCBI's taxonomy places the organism in Eukaryota, Metazoa, Chordata, Amphibia, Anura, Pelobatidae. Bases 49 to 1986 code for a protein of 645 amino acids. The record is from RefSeq and is a predicted model, not a curated record. Gene Ontology annotation, molecular function: asparaginase activity; protein binding. Gene Ontology annotation, biological process: amino acid metabolic process. The transcript is spliced from 16 exons.